UGUCAUUGUUUAUAAACAACCACCUGUCAGGCAGCUUGAAAACGAUUUAAACAAUUCUUUUAUCGGAACACUUUAAAAAAUUGGACUUUGCUUUCAAUCUUUGAACGAUAAUCGUAUGUCAAUUCUCUUUUCAAACGCUUCGAGUUCCAUUGCUUGGCAGCAGGUUAUUUUUCACCUUUCAAGUGUCCUUGUGCUAGGUUUCCCUCGGGCUUGCCGUUUGCAGUCAGUUAUUUUCAGUUGCAAGUAUGGCAGUGGCGGCUGUGUCUCCUGAUCUAGUGGACCAGCUGCGAAGCGCUUUUCUGGCAGAAGUGGCUGAUAAGGGCCAGGAUGCCGUCAAUCCUAAAGACUACGAAAGGGUGAAAGCAGACAAUCACUGGCUGCAAAGGUUCCUCGCACACAACGAUUGCAACGUUUCUCAAACCCUCAAAAUGAUGUGGACCUCACUGACUUGGAGGAAGGAGUUUAAAGUGAAUGAAAUCAACGAAGACAACAUCAGAAUGGACUUGAUUAUAAAAGGGGCCUUCUUCCCACAUGGCAAGGACAUAGAUGGCAAGCAAAUGCUCGUGUUUAAGUGCAAGAUGCACACAAAAGGCUCAGUGGACAUGGACGAAGUGAAACGAUGCGUCGUCUACUGGUUUGAGCGAGUCGAAAGGAUGACCAAGGGCGACAUUAUCAGCAUCUUCUUCGACAUGGAGGGCUGCGGCUUAGGGAACAUGGACAUGGAGCUGAUCAAGUACCUGAUUGGACUCUUCAAGGAAUACUACCCGUUCUUCCUGAACUACAUCAUCAUCUACGAAAUGGCGUGGAUACUGAGCGCUGCGUUCAAAAUUGUCAAGACCUGGCUGCCCGAAAAGGCCAUAGAAAAGCUGAAAACCGUGUCCAAAAAGGAUGUUCAGAACUUCGUGCCCAAGAGCGAAGCGCUGCAAAGCUGGGGCGGCGACAGCAACUACGUGUUCACUUUCGUACCGGAAAAAGGCCCUCCUGAGCCGGCCGAGCCAAAGAAUUCUGGACGAAAGGUUCAUUUCGUGGUUGGAAAUUCGAUGCCGGAUCAAGCCCCACAUUCCGACCAUGAAGAGGAUGGUCCUCUUAAGGUCAACCCGGACGGCAUUAUCACAUUUGCUAGAGAAGGUCGCGACCUGGUCAGUUCACUGGAGUUGCACAAUACGGAUGCUUCCACUCAAAUCACUUUCAAGUUGAAAACAACAUCGCCCGAAAAAUUCCGCGUGAAACCCAGUACAGGAUGUCUGAAGCCUGGGGGCAAAGAGACCGUAACAGUGACCGUAAUGCCUGGCUAUCAAUUGGGGGCCAUGUCCAAAGACAAGUUCCUUCUAAUGAGCACCGCGCUGGAGGAGAAGCAGGCCGAAGGCCUGGACCUCACCGAGUUUUGGAAGGAUUUUUCGCAUGAUUCGAGCGGCCGCAAAGUGUACCGCAACCGACUGCGGUGCGUGCAAAGCGGCGAAGUAACCCGCAACGGCAACGUAUGGUUAAAAACCGAAGCUAGUGAGCCGAAGCUGGACAAACUGACCGCCGCCCUGUCGCAAAUCGGCGACAUUCAAGCGAAAUUGAAUCGGUUCCAGUACAUCCUGGUCGGCCAGAGCGUGCUGAUUUUGGUCUUAGCUCUAGUGUUGCUAUACGCCCUGCGGGCAGUUCCCAGCGAAAUCGACUACUGCAUGAACCCCAGCCGACCCGAUCAGUAACUAACCGCAGCAGAGCCACGAAUUGAGUUCAGUUUCACUCAGCGAUUGUUUGUGUCGCUCGUCGGCAAGUGUUUGUAUGUGGGGUGCUUAAUAUUUCUCUAAACUAGGCUUAGAACGUGAUCGCAUUCCGGCUCUGCAAGUUAAAUUCGCGAAAAUACCACAAGCUUUUCAAUAUGCUCACCCUCUAGUCUGCAGCUGCUCUAUGGGCCCCAUAAGUAAAUACCAGCGGAGCACCAACUUUUUUCAAAUCUUCACUUUGGCAGUUGUCACAUAAAGUGCUGCUAAUCCAUCACUGCCAUCCACCAUUUAUCACUAGAAAGGCACCAACUAUGACGUCAUCCGGCGACUGUUAAAGCUGUGGUAUUUUUCAUUUCAUAGGGUGUGUACAUUUGUAAAUUAUUCAGGCGGUGGGAAUUUCAAACUUCGUGGUGGAGUUUGUACAAAUCAAUGUUAACACGAAAAUCCUCCUCUUGCUCUUACUAAUUUUCAGUCGUUGCAUUGUACUAUUUAGAUGUAUAGAACUGUAAUAUACUAGGCGUUAAAUAGAAAUAUUUUCAUUGUAAAAAUAUUGAACUUUUGUACAAUAUACAGUUUAUUAAUUA
Molecule: messenger RNA, 2299 nt
Organism: Dendroctonus ponderosae (mountain pine beetle)
Lineage: Eukaryota; Metazoa; Arthropoda; Insecta; Coleoptera; Curculionidae
Product: motile sperm domain-containing protein 2
Exons: 10
Coding region: 246-1697 (483 amino acids)
Source: RefSeq, a predicted model, not a curated record